CAAAAACAAAAUACAUUAUACAAUUUCAUUACCAAGCCUGCUAGACUAGACUGCUUUGUGUCUGCGUGUGUCUGCUAGACUAGACUGCUUCAUCAAUCGUAUUCAAAGCAAAGCAAUCUCAAAGCCCUAAUCCCUUUUUAUCUCUCUUCAAUCUUAUUAGAAGGAAGCGAAAUGGCGACGAAGAAGCGUGUGGGUACACUGAAAGAAACAGAUUUGAAGGGAAAGAAGGUGUUUGUGAGGGUUGAUCUAAACGUUCCUUUGGAUGACAAUCUCAACAUCAUCGAUGAUACCAGAGUCCGAGCUGCUGUCCCUACCAUCAAGUAUUUGAUGGGUCAUGGUGCCAAAGUCAUCCUUGCUUCUCAUCUGGGAUGCCCAAAGGGUGCCACACCUAAGUACAGUUUGAAGCCUCUUGUGCCAAGGCUGUCUGAACUUCUUGGUAUUGAGGUCAAGAUGGCGAAUGACUGUAUUGGUGAAGAAGUUCAAAUAAUGGUGGCUGAAAUACCAGAAGGAGGUGUUCCGCUCCUGGAGAAUGUGAGGUUCUAUAAGGAAAAAGAGAAGAAUGAAGGUUGUUAAGAUCGGGAUCCUACA
Camellia sinensis is the source of this 588-nucleotide messenger RNA. Lineage: Eukaryota; Viridiplantae; Streptophyta; Magnoliopsida; Ericales; Theaceae. The record is from RefSeq and is a predicted model, not a curated record.